Molecule: messenger RNA, 33922 nt
Organism: Pocillopora meandrina
Lineage: Eukaryota; Metazoa; Cnidaria; Anthozoa; Scleractinia; Pocilloporidae
Source: the annotation of a GenBank genome assembly
AUGGAAUCAAUUCCAGAUUUCACCUGGGAUCUCUUUAGUACUUGCUUGGACUUUAAUGUAUUUGAAACGUGUGUUACAUGGCCCUUUAGGUAAGGAGGGAACAGUUUUUUAGUAACAAUACUUUAGUUGUGGCUUUAUCUUUUAAGCAUUUACCUUAUAUUUAGUUUUAAGAGGCAGCUGCUCUCUUCAGAGCUGAAAAUGAAUUUAGGGUUAAUGAAGGAUAACCCUGCUCUGAGGCUGUUUCUUGCAAAAAUUCCUAACAGACAUUUAAUUUUUAAAAUGCAUAAGUUGUACUACUCUUCAUUUAUGGAAUAACAUCAUAUACUCUGUGUACUUACUGUACAUUAUCCUUAAAAUAUUAUUUUAAUCAAUAUGAGUAAUCAACCAACUGGUAUUUAAAUCAUUUUAAGACAAUAUCUAAAACACAUGGAGUGUAGUGGACUGAGCUGGUACAGUGUGUUUUUUCUUGUGAUAAUCAAAUGAUUGGGUCCCUAUUACCUGGAGAUUUAUGGUAUUAUAUUCAUCCUGCAAUGUGAUAUAAGUGUUACUGUUCCUUUAACUCUGUGAUUUUCAUUGAGUUAUACAUAAUUUUCCUCAGUCUGUUAAAAUUUGCUUUACAUCUUGUUCUUUGAAAAGUUUAUACUUACAUUUUCUUGAAAAUGAUGUCUAAUCUCUUCUUUUAUGGUGCUGAAUUUAGGUGAAAGGGUCUCAUAAAAUAAUGACAGUUUUUUUUUUGUUUUCACUGCAAACAAACAAUUUAAAUCUACAUAAAUUAAAGAAAUUUAAAUCUACAUUGUGUUCUGUAGCUCUGAACACUGCAUUUGUGCCAUGAAGUAGUAUGUUAGGUCAGGUUAUGAAAAGUUUUCUCAAAAAGUUUACGAUAAAUGUUUUGAAGAAAAAAUACAUGCAAUAGGAACUUUGUAUGUAUGCAUGAGGCAUGGGUAGUAUUCCUGCUUAGUCUCCCAAUUCAUUUUCAGGCUUUUAAGGUUCGACAAUAAUGAGCCUGGAAGGCAACUUAAACAGCCACCAGCAGCAUUCCUGGAAGCUGACUUGGCUGAGGUGAGACCUGAGAACCCCUUUUUUUGAAAACCUUCAAAUCAGGAUUUCUAAAAUUGAUGAAUUGCCUUCCUAUGUGACAGAAUAUAUACUGAAUGUGUAUGUGCAAUGGAAUGUUACUGGUUGUAGGAGUCAGUCCUCAUCAUGUAGCUAGUCUGUGAACAAGUAUGUCUAAAACCUGAAGGGUGUUCAUGUGUAUUUUUGAUUACUUUUUUGUUGUUUUUACACGUAGGUUGAUAUCAAUGAACCUCGUCUUCCCCCAGAGGUUGUGUACAUGCUGAAGAGUGUAAGGUAAAUUCUACCAUCCUAAAACCCUUCUAUUUCCUCAAUGUUUAGGUCUAAGGUUUCUAAUGAACCUUUUUGCAAUAAUGAAAGAUUGUUUCGCUUGAGUUGAGAAUCUUUAAUAGCCUAUUUAAGGUAUAUGGAAGAGGAAUUGAGUUACAGCUUUGCCAUAAUCUUACUGACAGUUAAGUUGUUGUCAUCCACAAUGUCUAUGCUUUCUAAAAGGGAAGAGAAUAAUGGAGUUUAAUUUAAAGCGUACAUUAUGCUGAAAAGACUGACUCGGUGUGUUGCAAUUAAAUGAAAACACAUGCAGUACACUCUUUGACAACUACAUUUACAAACCUCAUAGCAAUUGGAAGGGCUCCAAUGUCUCUUAAAUUUGGAAGUUCAAAUGAGUCCUGAACUUUAGCUAGAAAUUAAGGAUAAAAAUCUGUUCAACUUAAAAGUUCUAAUUCUACUUUCAGGUCUCAUUUGAGUUUCCAAAAUUUGUAUUUCCAAAAUUAUACUUAGUGAAAAUUUUCCACUUUCUUGUUUUUGUUGUCUUAAAGAGUAUUUGGUCAUUUUGAGAAGCCCCUUUUCUUUGAGCUGUGCAAAUACAUUCAGACUAAGUUGGUUCCAGCCAAUGCUCUUCUAUUUAAACCAGGGCAGGUAAGACAAUUCAUAAGUACUAGAAAUUGCAAGUCUACAUACAAUAAGUCAUAGUUAGUCUAGUCUGCUGAUUCACCCCAACUUCUCUAUUAUCAAUGAUGCAUAGUGUACAUGAAAGAGCCCCACAAUCUAAAAUCACAGGUGGACUGAGGGGUUUGCCAUUUGCGAUGAUGGUUGUAAGUCAACAUAGUUACAUGCAAAGAACACAAUUUGAAUGUUGACUACCAGUUAACUUUCCUAGAAUUUUGCCAGGUUUCUUUUAUAGAACGUGACCUUGCAUUCUCACACCAAGGUGCAUUAACUUAGCAAAGAGGUGCAUUGCACCUUGGGGAAAAAAUGUUUUUUGUGUCAUAUUGAAGAAGGUUCAUUGAAUGACAAAGCUCAAAUCAUUUUGCGCACUUGCCUCCUGCAUCAAAAUUUAACCCUUUCACUCCCAAAGAUCUUGUUAGUCUUUCUCUUUGCUGUCUGUCAUACAAUUGUUAUGAUGUUGAUUCUGAAAAUUUGGUAUUGGAUCAACUAAUAAUCAACUAAUGGAUAUUUUUCUUUAUUCUCAUCACUUGUCUGCUUGAUAUGGUAUUAAUAUUGUAAGGAGAAAUUCUGUCUCAGUCACUAAUGGAAGUUAAAGGGUUACCAUAUAAGUAUGUAACUGUGAGACACGAUCUUGAAAUAGUGAGGAAGAAAUAAUUUUUUUUCAGCAUGAUGAUAGCAUAUACGUAGUCCAGAGUGGAAAGCUCUCUGUCUCUAUAAUUGAAAAGGUGAGUGCUAAAGAUAAAACAGGUUAAGUAAUAUGCCGAAAUUAGUCACCAGACCCAGCUCCUAAUGUGGCUCUGAACCUGCCAAAAUGUCCCAAAAUAUGACUUACACAGUCAAGCAUGUGUUUGUAAAUCAGGCCGUUAAAAGAUGAUGGGAUAGAAAUGAAGAAUAUCUUGUGUAUCAGGAAGCCUCAGUCGAUAUAGUGGAUUUAGUUGUUACAACAUGUACAUCCGCCAAUCGGUAAAUCGGACGAUAAUCGGUCGUUUAUUGUGUGCCCCAAGACGAUCGAUAGUCGAAUGACACUCGACCAGUACUCGGUUGAUGUCCAGGUGUAGUUGUCGGCGGACUAUCGCCACACCGAAAUAUGGAUCGACUACUAUCAAGUGUCGGUUGACUAUUAACGGACUGUCAUCCAACUGUUACUCGACCAUUGGCUGACUAUCGACCGAUUUAUCGACCGACUAUUGACUGAUGAAUCGAUCGACUAUCGACAGAUAUAUCGACCAAUUUAUCAAAAGAAGAUCCCCGAUGGGUUACCACACCUGCUAAAGUAAUUUUAACUGAUCGUCAACUUGCGUCUCGCAUGCUGUGUUUUUACGUUAACAGGAUGGCACGGAGGUGUGCAUGAAGGAAGUUCUCACUGGAGAGAGCAUAUACAGCGUGCUCACUAUACUGGACGUUCUUACGGUAAGUCUUCGGUCACGGGAUUGUGUCGUUUUUGACUUAAUAGAUAUUACAAGAUGAUGCAGUUUCAUCAACUGAGUUGAUGAAACCAAGGCAGAGGUUUCGAGCGUAGCACUUCGUCAGAGCUCCAACCUCCCAUCCACACAGCAUCACAGUUUCUUUAGAAACUUACCCCUCCUCCCCUCCCCUCCCCCUCCCCCCCUCACUCAUUCCUAUUAGACAUUGAAAGGGACAUUUCGGGAAUAUAUAGGGGUUUUUUGUUGGUAUUUUUCACCAUAACCAAGUUUUGUGUGGCUGUGUUCCCACAGCAGUACAUUGUGUGCGUUUGCGUAACCGUGAUCUGUUGGUAUAUGUGGGUAAUCGUGAUCUUUUGAUGUAUGUAGGUAGUCGUGAUCUAUUGGUAUUUGCAGGAAGUCGUGAUCUGUUGGGAGGCUUUAUGAAGUGAUAAGACGUAACGUGAGAUCUACUUCAUGUAGUAUUCCAUGCAAAAAGAGUGGCCUUGUGGAUCUGAAAGAUCUGCCCAUAAAACAAUCCUUUACAUCGUAAUAUCAGUAUGCAAAUUCUCCAUACUGUUUUCCAUACAUUUCCUAAGGCUUACGAGGAGAAUUUGUUUAGCAAUCAAGAGCUUCUUCAGUUGGCGAUCGUUUCCGUUAUCCUUGAAGCCUUAAUGUUCGAUUCAGGAGUGAUGUUGUAAGGAGAAAUCAGAUUUUAGUCACUCUGAGAGGUUAAAGGGUCAAAAGACUAAAACUUUAAAAAAAACUAACUGUUUUUAUUCGUCUCUUAUAGGGUCAUCAUAUGACCCUUCCCCAAAUAUGCUGUCGGGCAGUUGUGGAUACUCAUGUUCUUAGGUGACUACUUUUUAACCAUUACGUUUACAUACAAAUAUUUCCCCUUGUCAGUGCGGCAAAUGCGAGUCUUACAAUGGGAUAGAUAUUUGGCACUUCUGUUUCUCAAAGGGAUUCAUCCUCAAGGUUGCGACGCCGAAAUUAAAUUUCACUCCCCUUUCAAGCAUUCACUUUUCGCCAUUCGUUGUGCCCUUAUAGUACGCUUUGGCGCUUACCGUUAAGACUGUGGUAUAUUUUUUCCAGCCGUCCUGUUGAGACAAUCAUUGCAGUCAUGCGUGGGUCAUCUGUUUUGCACCAAUAUUAUGUCUCAACCCUAGCACAGUUUCAUGAAGCUUUUUUGAUUUAUUGUGCAUCAAUUUUAGUUUAAUGAUUUUCUCUUUUUAAUUUCCUGAAUGUAUUUUCCAGGUUGCCGGGCAAAGCUUUUCAAACAGUGUUUGAGCAGCAUCCAGAUUCCUUGGUCAGAGUUGUGCAGGUUUGUCAAACUCUCAUGCUAAUUCCCACUGCCAAAGUUUCAAGAUAAAUGGAAAAAAUGUUUCAGCAGAAAAACAAAUCAGAACUUAAGUGUUGUGCUUAAAUAGCAUGGAAACGUUAAGUAUUUAAAGGAAGAAGGUUUAAAUUCCAGCCUAUUUGCGUGAAGCUUGUGUGUCGCCUCUCCGCAAAUUAUGUAAUUAUUUUUAGUGUUAUCGGUUCCUGUUUUAUUAAACAAGGGAAUGUUAAAAAUGGUUUUCGUGUUCCCUAGAUUUUACUAAAGAAACGUAUCACCUUUACAGGAUAUUUUUGUUAGCGUGUGUAAGUUUCAAAGGAGCGUCAAUCGUUAGACCAAUUUGCCUGUUCUGCGUUUAAACUGAAAUGUCACAGCUGAAAUCUAUUUCUUUUUUUCAGAUUAUUAUGCUUCGUCUUCAGCAAGUUACAUUCAUGGCGCUGCACAACUUCCUGGGACUUAGCUACGAGCUCAUUGCGAGUGUAAGUGUACACGUACUAACCUUCACUGAAAGUUCGCGAUAAACUAAGAAAUCUUUUGCGACGAAAAAUUACUUACAGGCUUUUUGUGACAUCUUCGCUUUUUACCAAAAAUUCUGUGACAGGGACAAAAUAUAGUCCUAAUCUUGAAUUUCAUUGAAUAGUUCUUGGGCUACAUAUGUUUAUGUUUAUGAUUUUCACCUGCGUUUGUAUUGUCUGUGAUUUUACCAACACUCGAAACACCGACUGCGUGCAAUUUUCCUCAAGUCGACGAUUUUUCCUUCCUUGAACAAUUUAACUCCAAAGAUCUGACUGAUAAUUCUUCCCUUUAGCUGCCACACAUUUCCUUGUAAAUUAGCUACGAGAAUCUGGUGUCAGAUCAAGAUAACAAUCUCUAUCUGAUUAGUUUGUGUAUUCUCAUUACCUGUUUGCUGGAUUAUGUUAUGAGGCGAAGUUACAUGUGAAUCACUUCUGGGAAUUUAAGGGUGAAUGGUCGGCCAGAGAGCCAUUUCUGUUUUCGAACUUUCACCGGACCCAUUUAAGUUCCCUGAGCUGGCUGAUUGGUGCGGUCGACGACAAAAUCAAUUCUAGACGUGUGGUGGAAAUAUUAUUCAACAAAUUGAUUUUGUGUACAUUUGUUCAGAGCCCAGCGUCGCGACGGAGGCCGUCAAUUUAUGGAAUCACAUCAAGUCCAGUAAAAGGAAAGACGACAGAAACUCCUGCGGGGAAAGAGAAUCAAACGAAGACGACCAAGAAGAUUCCUCUAGAAGUUGACUCUGGUGCGAGCAGCGCUGCAAGUAGUAAAACAACGACACCUGAUUCAGCCGUCGGUAAUCCUAAGGAGAAGGAGAAUAAAGGUGCUUAGCUCAGAAGUCCGUUUUACUUUAUGUUUUGUCUGAAGUGUCAGCUUUGUUCACGGCCCAAGUUAGUCGAAGACUGUAUUUAAAAACCAUGCAGAAGUAACAACAACGCAUAAAUUUGCCUAGUCAGUAUUGUGGAUGUGAACGGGAAGACGAAAUAAACUUGAAACUCUUCGAAAUUACUCUACGUCAAGCAUGGCGCCUUCGGGGGUAUAAUAAUAAUACUAACUUCUGCUUUAAAUUUCAUGUUCAUCCGAAAUCGUUUGUGUAAGUGAAGCUUUUCCUUCUGGUACCGUUCCUAAGUUUCUUUACUUGAAACGUCAAUGUUUUGUGUCGUGUUCGACUUUAACAGAGCCAAGGGGAAUCUUGGGAAAGGAAAACAGUAAGCCAAUCCCAGUGAAGAAAGUGCCGUUACACAGGAGUGUUAGCUUCACGGAGCCUGAGCACGAGCGAAAAGUUGACAAACAAAUUGGACGCUGUAAGUCAGCUGCCACCCUGGAAACCAUGUUGGGUUUUGGAAGCGAUUCAGGUGAGUGCUGUAGAUCACGUUUUCCUGAAUUCGUCUCAGACCAAGACUGAGAAAGGAGAGAGUCCCCUUUCUCUCUCUUUGUCUGAUCGUCGGUCUGUGUUUUUGGACGGCUUUUUUGUCUCCAGGUUCGGCUACCGGUCUAUAAAGAAAUUUUCAAAUCCUUACUUUUACGGCAAACGGUAAGAAUUGACUUUCAGUAUUCAGCCGCUUGGUACUGGAACGAAAAUGUUUGCUUUUGUUGUGUAGGGUUGAUGUAGGAAUUAUAAGAAAAGUGAAUGAAAUAAGGUUUAGUUUUGCAAGGUGCUGUCGCCCUAAUGUCAUGCAUGAAGUCCCAAUGGUUAAAAUAAGUGGAAUAAUAUGAGCUUAUUAACUCCUAUAUUAAAUUCUACCCCUCAAAUUGAACAAAACGUGACCAAUAUUGUUACACCCAAAUUGCACAAAAAAAGUCCUAGGCCUAUUCCCAUAGCAGGAUUACCUGCCUACUGAGAGAUGCUAAACCGUUUCUUCUCGCUUGCAGACCUUUCUGAUUUUGACGCGGCCCUUGGCCGAGCGCGCUUAACUGGUUUUCCAGAGUCACCCAGCCGCACAGCCAUGUUCGACUUGGAGGCCAGCGACACAGAAGGCAGCCCCUCUUCCUCCUUGGAGGGUCGUUUUGACUUCCCUGCAACUCCAGUAACUGAGGACCUGUCCAAACAGUUUCUCACUAUGGACCCUGAAGAAGAAGAUAAAAUGAUGAAGACAGCGGCAAGCGAGAUCGCUAAAAGUCUUGAUUUACCGGUACGAAAAUUGCCAUCAGGGGAAUACAAUAGUUGUCGUGUAAAAUUAUGAAGUGCGACGUUAUUGAUGUGUUGUCGCGGCCGUUCCUCGGCCCGUGGACCACCUUCGGGGAGGGGUGGUGGGGUGGAAUGUUUUUCCCCAACUCGCAUUCAUCCAACAUGGCAGCCACAAUUUUCGAUAUUAUUUUACCUCCUGGAAGUUUGCUAAUAAAUGAAAAAUACUGACCUGCGUCAUUGGCUCAUCACUUUUAACUUCAUUCGCACGAUAUUCAACCAGGCAUGCAUGUGUUACUAGCUGAGUAUUGAAUUUUUUUGUUGGUUUUUUCAGGACUCCUCACUACUGGAAGGACUUCUUUCAGUUGCAUGUAUUCCUUCUGGAACGGUCCUUAUCAAACAAGGGGACGUGGUGAGUGAAAUUUAAUUUUGUUCCUUCUGUCUGAAACCCCUCUUUUUAUUUUACUUUAGUUUCUUCGUUGAAAACUGUCCGAUAGAAUUCCAACAAGGCCCGCUUUUCUCACCGACAGGAUUGCAGUUUGUAUUUCGUGGUGACCAACUCCUUGGAAGUAACACAGAAGAGUCUCAGUGGCGACCAAGAGGUAAUUAACACGUUCAGUCUGUUGUGGGUAUGGUUGUUUGUACCUAUCGCCUUUUGCGUUAGUGAUCUACAGAGUCUAAGGUAUAAGCGUCCCCCCCAAAUGCAUUCGUCUGUUUUUCCUCUAAGUUUGGUGUUACCAAUUUGUACUCCCGGGUGGAUAAAGACAUUGUGAGAGUAAAGUUUUUUGCCUAAGAAUACAGCAAAAUUAUCAAGGGGCUGUCCCUGAUUCCAUCUAGGUGAGUGUUUCUCAAAAAAAGAAGAAAGAGAAUUAUCUUCCAUACAUUCCAUACAUUUUAUUUGCUUUUGGUCUUAAAUUUUAUUCUCAGUACCACCUGUACACGGCCCUCCCCGGUGAGUUUGUUGGCGUCUUGGCAGUUGUCACUGGAGAACCUUCCUUCUUCAAUGUCAAGGCAACCAAGCAAUGUCACGUGGUUAUAAUCAGCAAGGCCAACUUUUACAAGUAAGUAACAAGAAUGACUUGGUUGGAAACUUUUGACUUUAGUGUCCAUUUUAUCUCAGCUCCAAAUGAUGUCUCGGUGUUUUCGAGGUAAGGAAUUGGGUACAGAUUGAUACUUCCACCUCACUCCCUUGCUGUUUGCCUCGAAACUCGUAUCCAAUUCUCUCACGGUUCUUUCAGAGUACAACGUUCAAGCUUUUCGGGGGUGGGGAGAACAGCUGACUUCUUCCACCCUACCCAAUAACUCUUGGUUUCCUUUACUCUCUGGCUCAUUUCUUUCGUGAUUCUAUUUACUUAUCAUCAAACUAAAAUCAGUAAAAUACGAGAAAAAAUUUUAACAGACAGAUUGAACAUGAUCAGGUCACUGAGUAAUCUCAGCCUGAUUACCGAAGCCAGUUAUUGGACGGUGAUAAUGAUUUCGCGAUGUGUGAUAUGAGGUUGCAUGAGUUUUUGAGAUGCCCAUGGGUCUUUUUGUCAGCGGCUGGGUUCACUUCAUAAACCUAUUCAUUUCUUUUCUUCUUCUUUAUCGUGUGACGAGGUCAGGCGCUCCAUGAGCCAAGAUUUAUCACCGAUUGUGUAUCGCUGGUUAAUAAUCAAAUUCAGAAUGUUAUGUUUUAUUGUUUGCCAACAAGGAAUCGGAAUCAGUACUUCCGACACGGAAACAUCUGAUUGAUUUCUCGCCCCAAGCUUUCGGUAGCGCAGAUUAAAGUGCCGCUCAGUAGCGACUUUUAAAAAAAAACGUUAUGAGCAUUUUGAACAAACGUUAUUGGCAAAGAGUUCCCAAGAAAAAGAGUUUGCCCGUCUCUGUUUUUCUCAUCGCGGAAUUUUUUUUUUUUUUUCUUUUUGCUUCGUACGUGCCAUUCAAGGUCGUCUUAACGACUCAUUCGUCUGUGGACCUCCGGUCAUUCUACCUGACUGUUUAAAAACAUCAACGUCAGAUUCAUGUCUGGCGUUUUAACACUUUAGUCGAAUGACCACCGCCAUUAGGUAAAUGUUUGCCAAUUCUAAGAGCCGAUGUCCGCAAGUUGUCAAAGACGUGCUCAGAAAACAGACAAAAAAAAAGGCCCAACCAUUGAUUUCAGCAUUACUUGAUAACGCAUUUGUGAUAUUUAUAGCAGGGUUUUGUCCGAACGGUUGUAAUCAGCAUAUCUUUCAAUCACUAACCGGACUGAAUUUUAAAAUGAAAGAUAAUCUCGUCGAAGCUGUAGAAUAAUUUGAUUAGGAUGCGUCAUUAUAGCGUAGACGCUCUUACGAUUUAUGAUACAAAAUAUAUUUGUUGUGUAUUUUUUGCUUACAGAAGUUAAAAUAAGAGGAGGUCUGAAGACAGAAACUAAGAUUUAGUGAAAUAAAUGAGUUAUCUUGUAAGCUAGUUAAAUUUUACUUGAAAAAUAAGCUUUUAUGAUACAUAUCCCGGGUUAAGAAAAAAUGCAGCAAAUAAGAUUUUAAACGAGGGAAUGGCUGGUUUCUACUUCACGUCCACUCUUUUCGCAGCUUUUUUUCGUAAAGAAAUUCGUUUCGUUGCGAAAGCGCGUUUCAUUCCCUUCCUGAAUUCGUCGUUUCGUAGUGAAUAUAACCAUGGAUUUAUUCCGGAUGAAGAGAACGCUAUUAGCUCGACCCAUAGCCACACUGAACGCAUUUGUCGCUUCAAGCAAUGAUCACUCGUUGUCAAAUGGAUAAAGGACGUAACUAGACUUGGUAGCCACGAGAUGAUAAACAACGCUACGACAAAGCCUACCGUGGUAGCUGUCUUUCGGUUCCGAACUCCCUCGAUGACGAGCUCUACGCCUCGCUGGACGUUGUGCUUCGCAAUUAUUACAUAUUUUUUUUUGGCAACAUCCAAAAUCCGGUAGUAGCAAAAAAUGAUUAAAACCAUCGGGAUAAGAAUUGUCACUACCGUCACACACAUCCAUAGUGCCGGCAAAUUUGCAGGGUUUGUAACAAAGAUCCUUGAAAGUCCAAACGCCAGAGAUGCCAGCCAUACAAAUACUACCGCCAUGCAGCAUCUUCUUGUUGUGACGAUCUGAUUGUACAGAAGAGCCGACCGUACUGCGAUGUACCUGUCCAAGCUCACAAUACACAAGCUAAAUGUUGUGGUUACACUCGUUUGAAUCCAUAGCGAGUCGAUGGCGAUUUUAAACGGAUUAUGAUACGGACGCCGUGGUAAGACGCACCUUGCGAUCCACAGUGGAUCAAUGAGUAGCCCCACUAAAAGAUCCGCCGUUGCUAACGAGCUCAGUAGAAGGUUGGAAAAAGUUCUGAUAGUGCGAGCUUUGUAGAUAACCCAAAGAAACACUACGUUUCCAAGGAUGGCGGGUAGCGCUACCACGCCGUAUAAUGAAGCCAGAGUAAUCGAUGUAGAAAACUUUAGUUCUGUUCCAAAACAGGGAUUCGCCAUCUUCUAUUGAUCCAACUUCAUUUUAGACUGGUCGAUGUUUCAGUUAACGCGAGACCACCUGCCAAGUUGAGGAAUUGAGCGCCUGACUGUGGAAAUGACACCCUUUUCUCUCAGCGCUUUCUGUUUUCUUUGAUUAACACGGUUCGAAUAAACCGUCUUGAACGCUUAAACUGCCCAGUCUUUAGUCUGACUUAAAAUAUCUUUUCCUGCAAACAUGAAAGGCAAACAGGGUUCCAGCUGAUACCUUCCGUCUAUAACACGCUGCAGAAUUUCGUCCCCACAGAACUCAUUUAGUUGCGUCUUGUUGGCGUUUUUCGCUCAAUGAACUCUUUAAAACUGGCGUUGGCGUGGGUGUUUUUCGGUUAAGUAAAAAAAAAAAAAACUCGAUCAUGAUUUCCAUAUAAAGACGUCACAGUGAAAAAAAGGGCCCAUUAACAUCUGCUUAACUAGUCACACGCUGGGGUUUCGCUCUCCGAAAAUUCACAGGUAGCCAUAUUUCUUCCUGAACAGAACAUACUGUGUUAUAUUUCUUCCUUUCGAUUGGAAAUACACGAGUGUUUCGUUUUUUAUUUAACAAGAACAGAUCACUCGAUAAAGCUAACAAGAUACGAGUUCGACGUGCUAAGUGGCUCCUAAAGAAAGGGUUUUGCUUUGAGGUUUUAUUCUCAAAAUUCAUAUUUGGAAUCUUUCCUUUGAAGAAAACUUAGUUUCAUAUGUUUUCCAUUUUAAAGAUUAUAUUCCAGCGUUUCCUUCCCACAUUUACGCGAGAACGUGUUGCUUAAAAUAGAUCAAUAAAUUUCUGAGAAAGUUGCACAAUGGCUUUUAAAUGAGUGAUGACACAUUGGGAUUUCAAUCUCAAAAUUCAUGGUUUGAAUCUUAUCUGAAAUUACGCCCUCACACUUUUUUCCAAGAGUGCAGCACUUAUAUUUUAAACAGUACAAUUUUCAGUGAGAUUUGCUGAGUAGUAUUUAUUGGGCACCGAGUCAUUUCAAUAAAAAAUGUCUUGUUGGAAAUUUUUCCUCAGCAUAAUGAAAAGUGCCAAGUUAAUCCCAUUUAAAUGAUGUUCCGACAUUAGUGCCUCACUCUAAGAUUGGCAUAAUGGACGGUAUGGCACUCAGUGUUAUAUAGCGAAUGGAGAGCGCCUUACUUCUUGACACCGAAUCCGUUCCUCGUAAAGGGCGUAAAGGUCCUUUGUAGGAUGAAAGUCCAACUUUGACUCGAUUAAAGUGAAAAACAUCUAAUCUUUUUUUAAUUCAAUAAUAAUUUUGUGCGUUUUGUUGUAACGGACGUUUCAAAACGUGAGAUGAGAAUGAGUAAGAUUACUCGCAGACAGACGGGUUGACAGACAGUUAUACAGUUACACUGACUGACUGACUGAUAGAUUAACUGAUGAUUGAUAGACUGAUUGACUUCCUGAUUGAUUGAUUGAUUGACUGAUUGAUUGAUUGACCGAUUGAUUGACAGAUUGAUUCAUUGAUUGAUUUAAUUCUGUGUUUCAGCGUUAUUCGUCACAAGCCCAGAGUCAUUCUGAACGUGGCUCAUUCCCUUAUUGGUCAUCUUUCUCCUUUCCUGAGACAAAUCGACUACGCUUUGGAUUGGAUGCAUGUUGAAGCCGGUAGAGCAGUUUACAGGUACACUUGUUGCAUAUAACAGGUUUUUUUUUUUUUAAUUAAGCACGUGUGUUCAGAGCUCAUGACCGACAUUAGUGCUUUACUUUUUUAAGUCUCGGUUACGCGAUGAACGACUUCUCGCUGUCUGUUGAAGUUUGUGGCGUAAACUCCCUUUUUAACCUUGCAUUUUUCCUUGCAUUUUUUCUUUCAGUUUGUAUUAGAUUUUGGUCGGCAAGCGUAUUCACGAUUCUGUGCAUGCGUUGUUAGUUUAUGCAAACCGCGAUAUUUCUUUGGCGUACUUUUAAAGGAAAGUGAAUCCACGUAUUCUGUAAAUUGUAUUUCAGGCAAGGAGAACAAUCGAACUGUAUUUAUAUUGUGUUAAAUGGCCGCCUUCGUUCAGUUGUGACGUCAAGCAAUGGCAAGAAAGAACUCGAUCGCGAGGCUGGCCGCGGAGAACUGGUGGGAGUGGUGAGUAUCGUCCACUUACGUCAUGUACACAAUUGUCACGAAUCUCGUUCCCAGGGCAUUUGCCUCUUCUACCUACAUGGAUAGGAUUGUGAAUAUUGAACAAGGAGACUCAAAAGCCCCGUGUGAAUCCCAAAGAUUCAAACCCUUUUAAACUAUUUCUAGAUUAUUCCCUGCUUUAGAAAACUCCAAGGAAUUUUUAUCACGUGAACAUCGCAUCGUAAGUUUAUUUGUUUUCCACGCGAUUUUACGUGUUUUAUUCGCUAUUCCCACGCGAAGGCCAGAUACAUUUGACUAUUCAAAGGAUUCGUUCUCUUUUCUUCCUGAUUUUGGUGAAAGGGAUCGUAAAUGCUGUUGUUGGUAGACUAGCAGAAAAAAAACUCUCGUUUAUUGAUAGAAUUUCCGACUUUCGCGUUUUUACCUUUCAAAUUUCUGUUGUUUUACCAUAUUUAGUUCACCCCACUGACAUCCCCCUAUCUAACUUCAUAAAGGGUCUCGCAUACUAGAACAGUCCAGGCAAAGCUAUUCACUCGAUAGCAUGGUCGAUGUUGUUAAAAACGAAUCUUACCACUCUGCCGCUUUUGACAUACUUAUGUCAAUGAUGUAGGUUUAUUCCUUGUUUAUAGGUUGAAGUGCUGACACAAGCUCGGAGGGCGACAACAGUUCAUGCUAUUCGGUUUGUAGAUCCUUUUGUAUGUAUGAUUCCAUGAAGGGCUGUUUAUUUUCUACAGAUACAUCUAAAUUCCUUUCGAAGGCAGCGAUUGCGAUCGUAUACAAUACAAAUACAACAAAAGAAUUGAAACAAAAACAAAAAACUGAACUACAUUAAGAAAUUAAUUCACCAAUGUAACAGAUCAAAAUAAAUGAAGUGUGUUCAAGUGCUAUCUGUACUUUUAUUAAUCGGAUGUCACUGAAAAUAAGUUUUCUAAUUAUGUUGUCUGACGUAUGGUUGACAUCAGCCCAUAAAAUGUUUGGGUGACGUCUCGACAACCUGAGCAGUAGUCAUCAUGGAUCAAUGUCAGUAUUUGAGAAGCUGCGCACCUACCCCUCCCCUAACCUUAGCAGUUGCUCAGAUUCUGACAUUGAUCCGUAUUGGAUCAAUACUGAUACAGACAUUAAUCCGUCAUCGCCGGAGUCACCUUAUUUUAAUGAUGACUUCCGUUUAAGUCGUCGAGUCGUCAGACAUUGUCAAUGGCAUCAGUCCUUUUCAGGACUACGCUCAAGCAGAAGAUUUGACCUCAAUAUCAAUUUUUACCAUCAAACCAUCUAUUAAAGGAUGGUUGUUUUUAGUAGUUGCAACCACUCAAUAGGUAUAAAAACCGUCAGUUUAGCUCUCAAGACUGCAACUGAGGUAUUUUGUAAACUCGUGCUUAUUGGGCCUGUUAUUUAAACAAAAUUUAGCCGUUGUUUCUCGAAACAGCGUUGUAAGCCAUCUUCGAUUGAGCAGAACCUUUUAGCUGAACAUCUACUUUGGUGAACAUUGUUAAGAGAGCCGAAAACUAACAGUGGAAGGACAUUUAUUUAAUUAAAUCAACCCUUUUAUAUAGAAUCUCUAAGGCCCACUGCGUGCGUAAAGCCGCGGUAUAGGUUAGACCUCGUGAAAAUAACCGGUCUUUCAUGUUUCCACACACAGGGACACUGAGCUGGCAGUUCUUCCCGAUGGGUUGUUGAACACAAUCAAGAGACAUUUCCCUCAGGUAAACUUGUAAUUAUCGUUUAACUAAAUGACCAACACCGUUCUAUUCUGCUGGCAAUUGUAUCUGUGCAAUGUACUUUAUAGCCCAUGCUGUCCUCUAAGACUUAACAACAUGCCUAUUUUUUCUACUUUCAAGUGGGAUUUAUAAUCAUCUCCUAAAGAAAGAAAUCGUAAAAACGUUUCAGUUUGGUUUCUCUUUCUUUUACAGGUAGUUACUCGUCUGAUUCAUUUACUUGGUGAACGGCUGCUGGGACAGUACAGACGAAGUUACGCAAGAAGCGAAACAUUGCUUGGUAUGAAGAUACUUCUUUACUGUGUUGUGAAGCGUACGUGUGAGAACGAAGAUAAAAAAGUUAAAAGUAUUGUUCACAGCACCGAAGUUACUAAUCAACGGCAAAUUCUAAUCAUCUCAGCAGAUUGGACAGUCUGGUCAACUCUUGAAUGUUACUUUUUGAUUUUGUAAUAAACUCUUUGAGCGCUUUGACCAAAAAUAAAUACCUAAAGAGGCAUUAGUUUGUUCAUUUCCAGCUUCACUAAUUUACUGGAUUUGGUUGUACGUUCGACUUUUGAUCUCUUCGUUCCGUUCUCCGUUGUUGGGUCGAAUAAUCGUUUGCGUGUUCGUAUCGUGAUGGUUGCCGUACUUGUUCUUAGAUUGUCUUGGUUAGUGGUUAGCGAUUUUGCUUCCUUCUGUGCUGGGGUGUUUUACACACACAAGGAAGCAUUUUAGAUCUAUGUUUGUAAGAUGCUUGGAAUACUCUUUUCAACUCAUAUGGUAAACACGUUUUGAUACACAGAAAAUCACCUCCCGGUUGAUAAUCAGAUAUUCGGAGGCUCAAAUCUCGGCACAGUUGCCAUCAUCCCUGCGUCAGAGGAUGUCCCAGUCUCAAACUUCUCAUUUGAACUCAGCUUAGCUCUUCAUACUAUCGGUAAGUACAUAAUGAAGGAGAAGUUGGUUUUGCUCCACCAUACUCUCUGAUUGGACAGCAAAUUUCGCGCCAAAACUGAAAGCAAUCGCGACAUGGUCACUCUUGUUUUCCCGCGCUUAAGGCAGUUUGCUUGUUCUACAUCGAGUUCUCAUUGGCCGCUUAUGAUGUUUUUCGGCCAGUGUAAUUACCUUGAUUGUAGGUUUACGGUACUCGGUCGAAGUGACAUAUAGAAAGUAAGCCAGUGGACUGAAUUGCUACAUACAGAUGGUCUUAUUCCAAAGGUUAAAGUUAUUUUAAAUUUUAGGAAUAACUAGAAAAGAUGUUCAGGGUCAACACCGGAAAGACUGUUACUCUAAAACCAUCACAAAAUCUUGGAGUGUGGGUUUGCUAUUCACCUGCAUGCAGGUUUACUGAUUUGGAAUUUGUUUGUUUGUUUGUUUCAGGCCCCACCUUGUUGCUGACCAGUUCAUUGGUCCGAAGCAGGCUUGGUAGCUCAGCGAUGGACAGGUAUUGAACGGCUUGGAAACUUUUUCGUGGCAAGUGUGUUCUUCAAGAAAGAAACGUUCUUUGUUUCAUUCGGAAAUGAAAGUUUAUCGACGACAGCAGCGGGAGUAGAAUUUAAUCUUUCUUGGUCUAAAUUAUUAAAUUCCCAAAGAGUGUGUGGGAGGGGGGGUUUAACCACAUUUUUCCCUGAACAAGUAUUUUUGUUCAAAAAUUUCAUUUCGCCGUUCGGAAAGGGCGACUUUUCUCUGAGGAAAUCUUUUAUGUAUUUGAGUGCUGCGUUGGAAAGGAAUCGUGCUAAUGAAAAUUUGGCCCAAUAAAUGUUAUUAUUAAAAGUAGAAUUUCCUUUUGCGUAUUAUUUAACCUUCUUCUGUUUUGUGUUCCUAGCAUGAAUGAAUACCGUUUGUCCAGCUGGCUUGGACAACAAGAGGAUCUUCAUCGUAUUGUGUUGUAUCAAGCUGAUACAUUUAUGUCUGCCUGGACAAAACGCUGUAUAAGACAGGUAGAAUGUCAGAAAGAAAUUUUUUAUUUUAUUUAUUUAUGUAUAACGAUUUAAAACGCCAAUGUGGUCUUAUAGAAAAUCGAAAAAAAAGCAAUAUAGAUAAUGGUAAAAAAGGCGUUUUUUUUAUAUUAGUCCUAUUCUGUGGAACUUGUAUUUAGCGUUCACCCUUUAUUAAGUGGUCACCCUUUAUUGAGUGGUCACCCUUUAUUAAGUGGUCACCCUUUAUUGAGUGGUCACCCUUUAUUAAGUGGUCACCCUGUAUUAAGUGGUUACCCUGUAUCAAGUGGUCACCCUGUAUUAAGUGGUCAUCCUGUAUUAAGUGGUCACCCUGUAUUUAGUGGUUACCCUGUAUUAAGUGGCGACCCUGUAUUAAGUGGUUACCCUGUAUUCAGUGGUCACCCUGUAUUCAGUGGUCACCCUGUAUUCAGUGGUCACCCUGUAUUAAGUGGUCAACCCGUCAUUCCCCUAGCUUUUAUCAACUUAGUUGAUCAAACCGAAUUAUCUUGUUAUACUCCCACCGACGCAGUUCUUCAGUUUCUUCAGAAACGUACCUCCUUUACUUGUAAUGAAUCAGAUGUUGUUGAUUUUUAUUCAACUUUUGCACUGGCAGGUUUUCAGUUUGAAGUCCGAACGGUUUUUAGCUUAGUAUUGAGGUUGAAAUUAGUAUUCUUCCGAAAUAGACACUGAAGUACGAUGGUGGUCACUGGGGUUGGUAAAAAACCUUAAGCGCCUUAAUAGGAAUUAGAAUUAAGCAAAUUGAAAGCUACGGAAAUUUUUAGAAGCCGCGAAGGUCAGGUGAAUGUGACUCCCAGCGAAAAACAUGAACUGACUUUGACGCACGGGAAUGAUAAAAUGACAAACUGAACAAUAGGCAGUGUGUGAAAUGACACCGCAGCUUCUAGUGGCGUGCCUGAGGGCAUGGCUAAUUAAAAAUUUUUUAAAUAUCUUGACCACAAUUAGUAUUAAGAAAACUGAACACUUUGCCGAUACCCUUUACUAACGUUCAGCAAAUGGCUUCAAAUCUUGGAAAUUGGCAAUUUGGAAAAUAUUGAAAACUUCACCAGGACUCUUAAUGGAAGUUCGACGAGCGUCUCAAAAACUUGAAGAAGUUUAUAUUUCAUAGACACAUGGACAAGUAAACAAGGAAUAAGUCAAUGAACCGUCACAAAGAAUUCAAUAGAGCAUUUGUGAGAAUAUUGAGAAAUGAUAGUCAGUCCCAAGCAAUCGAUUUUUAUUUGUUUUGGCGAAACUCUCUUAGAAAAUAGUUAAAGGUUCCAUCAACUUAGUUACGGGAAAAAUUUUAAAAAGUUUGUAAUUUCGGCUUAUCCUCGGUUCUCACCUAAUUAGAUAUGCAAAUUUUUGUGUUUCUUUCAGCGGGGCUGUCCUGGUGUACCGGUACACGGGGGAAUUCCUAUUGUUUUCAUAUCCAUACAUGGAGUCGUAACGCAGUUCGUUAAUGUUUCGUUCCAUUGUGUACCGGUACACGAGGACACAACCCUUUCAGCGUUCACCAGAAACAAAAACUAUCUUAAAAACAUGACUUUGCAUACGUGAUAUGCUAUCCUUCUAUAUUAAGAUGAUGUGAUUAUCAUUCGCAAAUUGUCUUUGCAACUUCUGUAAAUCAUCCUACUUUCGUUUGCCUGAGGGGUGAGGAGGUAUUCCGGCAUUGGGAACACGGAACUUAUCUUGGUCUUCCAUGGUGUUGAAGUCCAUGCCGGCACUGCGUUUUCCCUGCGGGGGAAGAACGAACUUAUCUUGGUCUUCCACAGUGUUGAAGUUGAUACCAUUAGUGUGUGUGCCCGGGGGAAAACCGAACUUAUCUUGGUCUUCCACAGUGUUGAAGUCAAUGCCGGCACUGCGUUUGCCUGGGGUAGGAAUAAACUUAUCUUGGUCUUCCACAGAGUUGAAGUUUAUGCCGGCGAAACGUUUGCCCCUGGGAGGUGCAAACUCAUCAUGGGCUUCUACACCGUAGAAGUUGUCGCUUCCCUAUAAUUUGAUUUCAAAAAAAAGAAAAAACUAUUGUUAAAAGACAAAUUGGCAUCUAGCAAGAAUUUUCAUUGUAGGUGUUUUUUUUUUACUUAUUUGAACGUUGAAAAUGAAUGGAAAUAAUAUAUUAGCACAAGCCACACAGUAAAAGUUAUAAUAAGCCAAUUGAUCAUUUCUUAUUCCUUUUGGCGGUCUUAUCUUACAGGUAUAAUUUAGCACGCUCGACACCUCUUUUACUUAGAGGUGACUUAAGGUGUAAACAUGUAGUAAUUUUCAUCUUCCGCACUGAAUUUAUAAUCAGGUAAUUUAUACGCAUAGCACGUAGCUCUUUUGGGGGCGGUACCUUGGGUACGCCCUUUCUUCUCCGAAUUUUCUGUUUGUUCUGUCGUUAUGUGACAGUCUUCGAGGACCAUUUUCUCUCAGGAUAUUUCCUCAACUUUGAUUUUAAUUCUGUUAGUAAGUUUAUUAUAAUUUUUAUAUUAUCAAUCUGGUUUUUGUUUCGCUCGACCUUGACCGUAAGACUAAGAAAUUUAAGUUAGAAAGUCAUUUUGUAAAGUGUAAACAUCGCGAAGGUAUCUACUUAGUAUGCGAACUCCGCUCUGCAUAGAUUAGCGUGAUUCGCUAGUUAAGUGUAAAAGUAUGACGAAGGUUAGAGAUUGACAGCACAGUAAGCGUCACCUUUAUAUGCGGUGACCCACACUUUCCUAGAGAGACCAGAGCCAGUCCCCGUUGUAUUGACUUGCGUAAAAAAAGAGAGAAUAAAAGAAAUAGUCAACUGAUCGACGAGUGUUAGGAAAUUACUUCUAACACUAUAGAGCAUCUUUCUAGUGAAACAAGUCAAAACAGCGAUCUUACCAGAUGAAUUUAAGGACAGGUCACGGUGGUUAGAUUUCUUACCUCUUCGUUGAGUGAUGCCCGUUUAAAACGCUUAGAAUCCAUUGUUGGAAUUGCGAUGAGGACAAAGAGGAGCGAAAUCACCAAAGGGAACUUCAUUUCUUUAAAUUUUCGUGCGACCUGGUACAAAUGAAAAUAAAAACACGUUUUUUUUGUAACGAGCUUACAUCUCGCUGGGUCGCUUGAGCGCACUCAACAGGAUUUCUAGUGGCGGUACACAUCUAGCCGCGUAAGACGCAACAUUGUGUCAAAAGGAACGACAAGAGUUGAUAUGCUCUUUGUUUAUUAGUUUUCAUGUAAGUUAACUAUAUAGUCAUUCAGCCGUGACACGACCAAGACUUCAGGCCUUCGUGAAAUUUUAUAAACGUUUAAAGAAAGAUUUUAAGCAUAAUGCUCGAGUUUAGGACAAGGAGAAAAGACCUGAGUAGUUAUUGAGGAUUCUGAACCGCCCGGACCGUCACGGUUUUCGGAUAUUUUACUAACUGAGCGAUAGUCGAUGGCGAACAGUAUUGUUUGAAGCAUUUUUAAGUUAGAGUCGAAACACUUAAAGACGUCAUGAACAUACAAGAGCUUGACGAUGCCCAUGAUCCGAUGAUCUCCUAAACUUCCCAAAUUAUGCUUGUUAUUAAACCUUUCUUACCUUUCGAUCCUGUACUUCAAAGCUUCUAGCUAAAAUUUUAUCUCAACUCAGUUCUCGUCGACGAAUAUUUGGUCCUUGUGAGAGAACAAAGUCUUUACAUGUGCAGGAGAGAAACACGCUCGCGUUGCGUAGCGGGACCAAAUAACGCUGGAAGAAGACUAAAGGGAGUGUUCUCGCUCUGGUUCAAUGAUAUUGUAAUUUUUGUUUACUUAACAUGGUUUUUAAUUUAACAUGCCUAAUAUGCUUAAAUGCUUUUCAAGUCCCGGCCGUCCUUGAACUUGAAAGAGUCUUAAGGUCUGAAUUGUCGAUAUAAGUUUCGGUGUUCUAUUAUAAGAUAUCAUCAGAAAACUAUGGAAGUGGAUUCUUAAAUGAUGUGAGAUGUCUGAGGGACACUUGCAUUGCGGACCGUAAAUGAUCACAUUUUGGCCACCCCUGACUGGUGUUCAUUGUUAGGGUAAUUAUGCAAAAAUGAAGUUUCUGUGACAGAGAAAUGAGAUUGCAAGCGUGACUCAGUUUUGGAGGGUGGUUUUAAGACAUUUUCAAAUUGCUCCUUUACCUAAAGGCGAUGUCACUGACACAGACUGUGAACAAAUCACUUUUAAUGAGCGAAUGGCUAACGAAAGGCUAACGCUUGAAACUUUAGCCGUAGAAAAUCUUUACAGUGGUCAAUUUGCAUUAUAUAUCAACUUAGUUGAUCAAACCGAAUUAUCUAGUCAUACCCCCCACCGACGCAGUACUUCAGUUUCUUUAGAAACUUUCUUUACAAACUCCUCCUCUACUUGUAAUGAUAAAUUUUUGUUGAUUUUUCGUCCGAACGGUUUUAGCUUAGAAUUGAAGUUGAAAUUAGUAUUCUUCCUAAAUAGACACUUAAUUUCAAUGGUGGUCACAGGGGUUGGAAAAGAACCGUAAGCGCCUUAGUAGGAAUUUGAAUAAUGGCGUGACUGAUGGCAUGGCUAAUUAAAAUUGUUAAAAUAACUUGACAUGAAUUAGUAUUAAGAAAAGUGAACACUUUGCCCAUACACUUUACUGAUGUUCAGCAAAUGGCUUCAAAUCUUAGAAAUUGGCAAUUUGGAAAAUAUUGAAAACUUCACAAGGACUCUCAAGGGAAGUUCAACAAGCGUCUUAAAAACUUAAACAAGGAAUAAGUCAAUGAACCGUCACAAAUUCAAUAGAACAUUUCUGAGAAUAUUGGGAAUCGAUGCAGUGUUAGUGUUGAAGAUGAUACCAGCACUGCGUUUGCCUGCGGGAGGAAGAAAUUUAUCUUGGUCUUCUACGGUGUUGAAGAUGAUGCCAGCACUGCGUUUGCCUGUGGAUGAAAGAAAUUUGUCUCGGUCUUCCACAGUGUUGAAGUUGAUGCCAGCAAUGCGUUUGCCCGGGGGAAGAAUAACUUAUCUUAGUCUUGCACAGUGUUAAAGUUGAUGUUGGCACUGAUUUUUCUUGGUGAGGAAUUAACUUAUCUUGGCCUUCCAUGGUGUUUAAGUCCAUGACGGCGCUGCGUUUGCCUACGGAAGGACUUAACUCGUGUUUAUUUCAGCGGUCACCAGAAACAUAAAAACUAUCCCAAAAAAACAUGUCUAUGUGUACGUGAUGCUACUUUAAGAUGAUGUGAUUAUCGUUAGAAAAUUCUAUUUGCAACCUCUUUAAAUCAUCCUACUUUCGUUUGUGGGUUGUAUUGGAGGACCGAAACUCAUCUUAAUCUUCCUUAGUGUUGAAGUCUAUGCCAGCAUUGCGUUUGCUUCUGGGAGGACGGAACUUAUUUUGGUCUUCCACAGUGUUGAAGUCGAUACCGGCAACUUGUAAUUUAGGUCGUCCACAGUGUUGAAAUUUAUAUCAGCGAUACGUUUGCCUAUGGGAGGUCUAAACUCAUCAUGGGCUUCCACACUGCAGAAGUUGCCAAAAAAGAAAAAAAAGUAUUAAACAUCCACCAAGAGAAACAAGUCCAAACAGCGGUCUAGCUCGGUCUUACCAGAUGAAUUUAAGGACAGUCUACGGUGGUUAGAAUUCUUACCUCUUCGUUGAGUGGCCCCCACUUCGCAGGCUUAGAAUCCAUUGUUGGAAAUGCGAUGAGGACAAAGAGGAGCGAAAUCACCAGAGGGAACUUCGUGUCUUUAAAUUUUCGUGCCACCUGGUACAAAUGCAAAUAAAAACUAGUUUCUUUUGUAAUAAGCUUACAUCUUGCUGGGUCGCUUGAACACACCCAACAGAAUAAGUGCUGGCAGGACACAUCUAGCUGCGCAAGACGUAACACUGGGUCAAAAGGGAACGACAAGAUUUGAUAUGCUCUUUGUUUAUAAGUUUUCCUGUAAGUAAAGUACUCAAUUAUUCAGCAGUAGUAUAACCAAUACUUCAGGCCUUCGUGAAAUUUUAUAAACGGUUAAAGAAAGAUUUUAAGCAUAAUACUCGAGCUUGGGAUAAGAAGGAAAGACCUGAGUCUUCAUUGAGGAGUCUGAACUCGGAUCGUCACAGAUUUACGGUGGGAUACUUUACUAACUGAGCGACAGUCGAUGGCGAACAGUAUUAUUUGAAGCAUUCUUAAGUUAGAGUCUAAACACUUAAAGACGCCAUGAAGAUUCAAGAGUUUGACGAUGCCCAAGAGUAGCAAGACUCUCUCCUAAAGUUCCUAAAUUACGCUUGUUAUUGAACCUUUCUUACCAUCCUCUCCUUCUCAACUCAGUUCUCGUCAAAGAAUAGUUGGUCCUUGUGAGAGAGCAAAUCCUUUAUAUCUGUAGGGGAGCAGAUCAUCAGUUUCCCUCAUUGGCUAAUGUUAAACAAUAGAAAAACGAAUCCACAGAGAUAGGAUGUGCAGUGAUCGAGUUUUUCUAUUACUUUUUGAUGUAUAUUGAGCCCGGUCCAAGUUACGAUGGAGUAGGAAAUAACGGGGGAAAUCACCCUCUCUGAGAAAGCUUACUCGCACGUUAGUUUGAGGGUCGUUGUCCACGAACUGAGCUGUGCAUUAACUUCUUUGUAACUAAAUUCUGCCACAACAAUGAUCCAAGAAUACUAGCACAGUCAUCAAACGUUAAGUGUUGUGUACAAGUUCGAUUGCAUAAUUUAAUAAUAAUUUUUCUUUGUUUUCCUUUCUUAAUUGAACGUAUUAUUUUGUUUUCCUCUCUCAGGCGGAUUCCAUUGUCAUUGUUGGUGUAGCAGACGGAAGCCCAGCAGUUGGUCAGGUAUCAGCUCCAGCAAUUUUAUUGGGUUUUUAUCGAUUAAUCCUCUCAUAUUUCAAUUUUCAAUUGAAUUUUGACCAUAAUGAAGGACUACUUCGUUUUGUCUUUACUACGCCCUCUCACUUGUCUUAAAAAAACUCGAUGCCCUCUCGACCAAAACUAGUUUUCCCAGGCUCCAGUCUUUUUUUUUUUUUCGUUAAGUUCUUAUUAACCCUUUACACCCUAACAUCAGUAUUCACAUUCUCUAUACUGCUCUCUGUACAGUUACUAAGGUGCUGACAAGGAGAAUUUGUCUAACAAUCAAGAGUUUCUUUAGUUGGUGAUCAUUUCCUUCAUUCUCAUGACAUUGAUGUGUGAUUCAGUGGUGAUAUUGGAAGGAGAAAUUCGAUGCUGGUCACUCUUAGGGGUGAAAGGGUUAAGUUCUUCUGAUAUUUUCCUCUCUUCUGAUAAACCUUGUGAUUACCUCGGUUUUUGGUUUUAUCACACUUGAUCGAAAAGCGCUUUGAUUUGGGACAGUUUGUUCUUCAAGCACUGCUAGGAAAACUUCUAUUCUGAUAAAGCAUAUAUACCUUACCAGUUUUGCCAUUUCACACAUUUCUCAGAUUCAGCUUGGAGUUUCGAAUGUACUUCUUUCGAGUGUCGCUAAACCAAAGCUCGUUGUUUCUCCCUCACCUAAGUUUACCCACGGUUAAAUCCGGUCGAGAGUGAAUAUUUUGAGUUCCUGUAAAGGUUCGCUAAGAUAAUGUCCUUUAUUCUGACUAGCGGUUUAGAUUUUCUUAGUUUGGCUCACGGAACACUUAAAGGGCCCACAUUGAUUGCAAAUAUGCGAAAAUCAUGUUUGUGAAGUAAUAUAUCAAACACGAGGAAGAGUGUUUCAUCCGAUAUCCAAACGCCGAGAAGUGGUUGAGAAAACGAGGCGCAGCCGAGUAUUUUUUAACCAACUUCAAGGUGUUUGGAUAUCGGAUGAAACACCCUUUCGAAUGUUUGAUAUAGCUUCUCAAACCAUUAAUAAUUCUUGGAGAAAAUCAAAGCAAAAAGUCACCAGAUUUUAUGAUAAUUAAGAUCACAUGUCCAAACCUCCUUCACGGUUGUAAUUUCCUUUGUUUUCUCAGCAUGAAUUAUUAAUGUGUUUGAGAACUGCCGAAGCGAUCUUCGCAGUAAUGAACACUACAUAAGCAGUAGUGAAAAUAAGGCCUGUACGGGAUUUGAACCCUGACCGCGGCGAUAAUGUUGCAACACUCUACCAACUGACUGAACAAGCCAACUGGAACUGGUCGUUAUGUUGGUUUCCAAAUAAACCCGUGGAGUGGUGUGAAAAUGACUGUAGAGAUCUGAAAAUCAUACAUGCGAACUGUGGACAAAGAUAUGAACGUGAAAGUGAUCUUCGCAGUAAUGAACAUUACUUAAGCAGUAGUGAAAAUAAGGCGCUAUAUUUUGGCGCAACAAACAGUGUAAAUGCAUCAAACUAUUCAACUCUUUGACACACAUGCUUACUUGGGUAAUCUCCCGUUUAAAGGCUUAGACAGGAUAUAAAGUUCUGAUGUGCUGGCAAAUGCUUGUUUGUUUAACGUGUACAUUGUAGAGUUAAUCGUAUUUCAGUGCGUAGUGAUCAUUCUGUUAUAUUUACCUCCCUUUUCAGCUUGAAAAACAGCUGGAGAAUAUUGGUGUACGAUCCCAAAAGGAGCUUAUUCUCUUACACCGUGAGGAUGGCGCUAAAGGUUUCCGAAUUUCACACACUGUAGAUUGGUUGAACGCGCGCGGCUGGAUCUGCGCUCAUCAUCAUGUAAGACCACGUUUAAGAGCAAUUUAUUUUGAAAUGAGUGUAGGAAGUAAUUCGUGGUUGCUUUGGUCUCACUUCACAACACUCUUUAAUGAUCUAAAAAUUUCGCAUUGUCCUCUCGACCAAUCAAAUGUAAAACUUACACAAAUCGAAUCGUUUCCCUUAUUUUCCUGCGCAUUCGACAGUUUGCUUGUUUUAACUCUGAGUUCUCAGUUAAAUUUCCCUUUUCGCUUAUUUUCAAUCUCAGAUAUAAUUACUUGCGUUAGAUUUUUCCAGCUCCCAAUGGAGUACACUAGUUGAAGUAUAAGUUCACUUUCUAACGAGAUGUAGUAGUUCCACUGUGCCUUGUUGAUUGUUAGACUCGUAAUGAUUACUUCCUCACUUGUUAUUUCUAGGUUCGAUGUGCUAAGAAAAUCUUUGGACGACGCCCGUUGUCUGAAAGGGUAGGAAGGAUUUAAAACUACAACAUCAGUCAUUUUGUUAGCGUAUCACGACCGUUUCGAUUUGAUUGAUUGUUGAUGUGUCAUUCAUUUGUUUCUUCAUUCAUUUUAGUAUGCACAAAAUCCUGCAGCGUACCCAUUACCAGAAAGGUGAGUGUUGCUCUACCUCGAUAUUACAGUGAGAGCGCGUUUUGACCGAGGUUCGUCAAACCAGAAUGCUAAGAGAUCACGUCAAAGUAGGACAAUUAAAAGUAUCACAAGGAGCCAAAGAGCUCUUAGAGCUAACGCGCGUGACCGGAGUCAAACACGAGAAAACGCACGUCAUCCAGUCGCCAUCGGUUCAACGGGGUAAUUAAGUAUUAUCAACUGAGUUGAUAACGUAUAAAUUGGCCACCAUAAAGAGUUUUGAAGCUGACGUGCGUUCGCCCUUCGUAAGAGCGUAUGACAUUCGGUCUGAAGAAGGGCUAAUGCAUCAAACGUCGGCUUUAAAACUCUUUCCGGUGGCCAAUUUACGUUCAUUUCAGUUGAUCAUACUAAAUUACUCUGUCUCUCUCCCACCGACGCAGCAUCACAGUUUAGUUAGAAACUUACUCCCUUUAUUCAGCUGUCGGUUUAAGUUUUAAAUCUGAUUGUUUGGGAAGAUGGUGCGAUAUUUGCAUACCAAUGACAGAGAUGAGCAAAGCAUAGCAAAACCUAUGCAAUCUCUAUAUACUUUCGACUCUCAAGAGAAAAAUUUUUCUUUGAACUUAUUAAUCUUUUUGUUGUAAAUCCAUACUAUCCUCAUCUCACUUUAUGUUCGAGCCUAAAGCUGAUCGCGAAAGUGCCCUAACUUUCAAUCUCCUGAUAAGAUAAACUAAGAUUUAUCUUAACAACUUGGGCUAAUUUCUUUUUAUUUUACUCUCAGAAAUUCUGAUUUUUCCCGACUUGCACGAAGACUUACAGGGACCUCCAUUGGAUUAAUUCUCGGAGGAGGCGGAGCCAGGUAAAAUUUUAUAGUACAAAUUACUUUUUCUUUGAGGAUUUCCUGAUAGUAGUACAUUUGUUCGGGGGGGUAACAGGAUUGCGCGCGCCUCCUCUGGUCGAGGAAGACGUCGUAUCUUUCAUAAGCCAUCUCGUGUGAGGUGAUUAUAGCACUUGAGCUUUACUUUUCGGUUCGUCAACCUUAGGAUUUUUUUCGAUGCUUCCUAAGAAUAAAAGUUAAGGAAAAUGCAUUCAUCAAGAUAUUUGAUAACACAGGGCAGCAAUCAGUACCGAAAUAAAUACUUUAACCUGGCUUCCAGAGUCCAAAAGCGCACAUCGGUCUAAGAGAGAGACCGGAGUAUGCAGCUUUUUUUCCUUGUAUAAAUGUCAUUAACCUAAAAAUUUGUUAUUUCCUAGGGGAUUAUCUCAUGUUGGAGUCAUCAAAGCAUUAGAGGAAGCAGGUUAGACCUUUCACCUGCUUUAUACGUUUUUCUUUAAAUAUUUGUGGACUGUUAGAAUUGAAUGAGGUAGAUAAUUAAUUUUGAGCUCGGUCUUAAAAUAAAGUAGGAAGAUGUUACUCUUAGCGCUCGAAUCCCAGAUCUUUGAAUUUCACCGUUCAGUGUUCUACUACUGAGCAACAGAGAGCUCGGUGACGACCUAGGCCAUUCCUAGAUUCAGUUGUGAUAAACUGCAUACUACUCGGAUCAGUGAUGUUAAAAGCGUCGUAUGUGUAAAUGUUAUAACAAAGAUGAUAAACUUUGAGCUCGAUUGUGACAAAACGAACAGUAUCUUUCUCUACCUUCUAUUAAAAAGCCUUCUAAGUUAGAAAAAGCGUCGUAAAACUUGUGAAAGAUGUUACGCUGUGAAUUUCUGUAGGCUUUGGAAAGCUUGGUUGUCGGGUACUCCCGAAUCACACUUUCAGGUUACGAGAAUAAAGGAAAUGAUCAACAUUUUAAUAAAUUUUUGAUUGUUAAACAAUUCUCCAUGUCAGCACCUAAGGAAAUGUAUAGAGAACAGUAUGGAGAAUAUGGAUACUGAUGGAAGAGUGUAAAGGGAUUAAGCCACUAAAAGCAAGUUGUGCAUCUUUUCCGUAACUGCUUUAAUUUCCUUACGGCUUAUGUUCUGGGACUCUAUACCCUGAGAUCACAAACAGUUGCAAUACCCAAAUAUUCUGAAUCGGGAGUUGACAUCAGAUGUAUCUUAGUCAUGUAUGCUUUUCUUGUAGGGAUACCUAUAGACAUGGUAGGUGGCACCAGCAUGGGAUCCUUUGUCGGUGCAACAUACGCCGAGACUGCUGACGUCAACAGGAUGUGUCAGAAGGUCCGCGAGUGGUCAAUGGUAAGAACUUGUAGAGCAACACUUGAGUGAAACCCAAAUAGACAUAUAGGGAUUGACCAUCUUUUCCUUACAACGUGAUUUGUAACCUAAAGGUUUGGUGUAGUAAGCUGUGAAGAAAUUCGCAUUAAACUUUGUCUAUUCACUUUGAGUUAGUUUUAGUCUUAAGACUAAACAAACGAGAGCUAUUCGUACAAAUUCCUACCUUUACUGGUUCAACAACCACCUUCUCCAAGGCUCGUAACUCGGCCAUACCCUGAGGGAGGAAAGCGGUACGAGUCCUAGGCUGAUCUGUGGGUUGUUUGCUAACAAGACAAUGUUACUCUCUUUACACUUUGCAGGACAUGACGUCUUUAUUUAAGAAGAUCCUUGAUCUAACGUAUCCGUUCACCUCCAUGUUUUCUGGUGAGAUUUUUCAUGUAGUACUCUUAAUGUGAAUCUGAAAAAAGACUGAGCCUGAUAUCUUCUGACAUUUUUUAAUUUUUCUUUUUUUUUCCAUUUUAUAUAUUUUAUUGGUUUUUGUUGUUGUAUUUCUUUUAAGAUUAUUUUGAUGUAAUGCAGCCAUUUAUCCUUUCUUCUAUUGCAGGAAGUGGAUUUAACGCGAGCAUUAGAAGUAGUUUUGGAGAGCGUCAAAUAGAGGUACAAAGAAAAGGAUAACUUAAUUGUGUUAUCGCGAUAAUUAACUGCAUACAAACUGUAUGGUAAGAGAUUAUUCUUUACCUAUCGAGUAACUCUUAAAUAGAAAGAAUAACAGCAAAACAAACUGAUGUUCUUUGUAAACAAACACAUAAUCACGUAGAGGAAAGUGGAGUUAAACACGACAUAUCUGGCGGGUAGUCUUCAAUACUGACUUUGAAAAUGUACCAUUAAUGUGACCUGUGUUUAUCAUUUAUUUGCAGGAUCUCUUGUUGCCAUACUUUUGCAUCACAACUGACAUAACGUCUUCGAGAAUGAGAGUACAUACCGAUGGUAAAUAAUGCUAUAUUUGUCUCAUUCCGCGUCUUGCAAUAUAUUCAACUUUUUUUUUUCCUUUUUUUUUUUUUUUUUUUUUUUUUUUUUCCAGCUUCUUGACAGAUCCAGAUCCCAAUUGGUUGGAUCAUUCAACCCUUUAAUGAUGUAUUCUGUGAUGUAGCUCACACCACAACAAAUACUCACUCCCUCUGAAAAAUCUUUGCCGACCUAUGAAAACGCAAUUAGCCUACCAAACCAGAUUAACUCCGCAUGAAGCACGUUUAAGACUACCCUAUAUGUUUUUCUUUCUUUCUUUUUCCCUAUUGUUUUUUAUGUGACACAAUGAAAUUUGUGCUUUCAAAAUAUAGGCCAAUUCCCAGUGCAGAGGAAUUCAAAAUCGUCGGUAAUGUGAAUGUAGUAAAUGCCCUUAACCGUUGCCAAUUUUGUGCCACCGAUCCUUUACAACCUAGCGGAUCUUCCCUUUUUAUUUCAACAUUUAAGUUCCUCUUAAUGAGGAGUCAUUUGGUUAACAAAAUCGAACUACUUACUUAAAAAAUCCACUUUUAAAUUAUAUUCGAGGGGAAUGAAUUUAACGUAACAGCUUCUUCCCUUUACAGGCUGUUUAUGGCGUUAUGUUCGUGCUAGUAUGUCUCUGUCGGGUUAUCUACCACCACUUUGUGAUCCCAAAGACGGACAUCUGUUACUGGACGGUGGAUACGUCAAUAAUUUACCCGGUGAGCAAGUGUUACCAUUUUAAUCAAACCACUUUUCCUGUUAUGUCUUUUGAGGAGCCUGUAGCUCGCAUAAACCUCUCGGUUUCUCUACGAGUUUCCUCGCCACGUUAUAAUUACAAAAUGGCAAAAUAAACAAAUAGACAAAUUUACAGCCGACUCUUGUGUUGUUUCAAUUUGUAGCGGACGUAAUGAAGACAAUGGGAGCACAGACGAUCAUAGCGAUCGACGUAGGAUCGGAAGAUCCCGAUGAUCUCACGAACUAUGGCGAUCAGUUAUCAGGCUGGUGGCUUCUGUGGAACAAAUGGAAUCCUUUUGCUGAAACUGUCAAGGUUGGUGAAAUUAUACGAGAAGCGAUUUUUGUUAUUUGAUAUUCAAUGCAAUAUGCUCUUAAUUUUUUUCACUUCGAAAGAUUCCAGACAUGGCCGAAAUCCAGUCCCGUUUAGCCUAUGUAUCUUGUGUUAGGCAAUUGGCGGAAGUUAAAGAGAGCAGUUACUGUGAAUACAUAAGACCGCCAAUCGACAGGUAUGUCUAUGCAGAAUCCUUCACACAAUUCAAAACACUUGGAAAGAAUAGUCAGAUAUGGUUUUAGGGUCCGUGCAGUACAUGAAAGUGCAUCGAGGUUUCUCUGUCGGUGAUCGAUAAUGUGCGACUGAGCUGUUUGAUUGAUCGAAUGAGUCAAAACUGACUGGUGGACAGGCUGACUGAAGCUGACCAAUUGACUAAUCAACUGAUUUCCUGACUUACCUAACGACUGGCUGCCUCACUGACUUGGCGACUGACUGAUUGACUGACUGGCUGACUCACUGACUAUUUGACUGACUGAUUUAUUGAUUGCAACUGAUGGACAGACUGAUUGGUGUAUUAAUUGAUUGGUGACUAAUUUUUCGAUUGGUUGAAUGAUUUAUUGUGUGCUUGCUUGCUUGCUUACUUUCUCGUUUGACGGCUGAAUUGAUAGAUUGGUUUGAUUAAUGUUUGACAGAUUUAAGACUUUGGAGUUCGGUCGCUUCGAUGAGAUAGUGGUGAGUUGAAUUUGAUGCAUCAAAAACGUUUCAUUACCUUGUUAUUUUCUACUAAUUAAGCUCUCAUCUCCCUGAUUGUUGCUGUUUCAUUGAAUUUUCUCUGCAGGAUGUGGGAUACCAUCACGGUAAGACUGUUUUCAAAGGCUGGGUCAGAGGAAACAAAUUACCCGAUAUCUUCAGAGAGCAUCCAUCUAGGAGUCACAUGACCCACGCGUAUGCUACUGGGCAACCUGUGGGGAAGGUAAGAAAUCAAACUGGAAAAAAUUAUCUCGCACGGCAGGGCGUGAUACUAUUGAUACGUAACCGUAGCAAAAAUGUCAAGAAACAAAUUGUUCUUACAUUGAUAAAUAGUUCAAAUGCUGGCAAUGCAUCGUUCUAACCCUAUUAACUUGUAUAUUCAAUGAGGCUUAAUUUGAUCAUUAGGAUAUAUUUUCGUAGAAAAGGUUGUGAUUAUUCAUCAUGGUGAAUAACAAUAAAAGCUAAGUUUUUUCGUUUGUCUCACGAUGUAGUCACGGGUGAUGUAGAUCGCGACGUUUCGACUGCAUACUGCUAGUCUUCUCCAGGCGAUGAAGAAGACUAGGCACCGUUUUUUCUCUUUGAAGCAUACUUGACACGAUAAAACUAGUUUUGAACAUGCUCUUUGAAUUGUUUUCGAAGGCGUCAGAGCACAGUACCUUCACUAACUUGGCGGAGCAGAUAUCCCGGAUUGAACCUCCGUACACUCACGAGUGGUUACCAUUCUCAUCCUCGGAUGAACUGCUAGGUUCCAGUUCCCCACCCGGUCACCACAUGUACUCGGCCUCGGAGGAAGACGACGAGUACGAUGAAGAAGAAGAGAAUCUUGUUCGUGUCAGACCAAGAACAGGUUCUCUGUCAGAACACGAAGAUUUACUGGCCCUUAAGACGGCUCAAUUCCAAGUUGUUCGGCGCGAAGAGGCUGGAUAUGAUGUAAGUUUCAUAGUUUUGCUUAAACCUUUAACUCCCAUGAAUGAUAUCAAUACAAUAUCAAGUAGAAAAGUGAUGAGAAUAAAAAAAAUAUUAACUAAGAGAUUACUAGUUGAUCCAAUACCCAAUUCUCCAAACUUACAUCACAAGAACUAUAUGGCAGACAGUAAGGAUAAUUACUAAUGAGAUCUUGGGAGUGAAAGGGUUAAAGACGUCAAUGUCGUGUACGGUAGAUCUAUCAGUUUCACGUAACAACUCGUAAGUUAUCAUCUUGAAGCCGAUAUAGUCCUUUUUAUGUGCGAGUAGAUACUGCAGUGCGUCAGUGUACAAACGGAAGCGGUUUCCUGGCUCUGGGUGAUUUUAUGCUUUCAUUUGACUUGAUUUCUUGUCGUUCUUUCUUAAGUUUAGCUAUGGUUUUAAGCACUAAAAAAUACGCUUUACAUAACCAUUGUAAGGUUUACCUUGACUGACCUUUUUUCUAAACUGUUUUUAUUUUCUCAGUCGGAUGAUACUCAUGUGAGAAGAAGACUGGGCUUGCAUCAUCAACCGAACAGUGAACCAUAGAACAAACGUAUGGACUCUUAGGGAUGGUAGUCAUGGAAACGCCAACGCAACCCUCUAAAAGAAAGGAAUAGCACCUGAUAUAUGGUGUAUUUAGAUGACGAGUGUGAUUUGGGAAUGAAAUUCAAAUUGUUUGUGGCAUGCAUUCAUUGUCAAAUGCAAUGCGCGUAAUAGUGAUAACAAAGCUAACACGGGCGAUAGACAGGUCCAAAAUAUUUUGCACGACCAACAAGGGGGCCUCUCCCCUCAACUAAAUCACAAAUAAUCGAUUAAUGGCGAUCGGACCAUUUGCUGUUAAAUCCUAGGCUGGGUUAAGAGUCAAGUCAAAUUUACCCCUGUAAAGUGUAUCAAUUGUGUGGAGAACAUUAACCGUUUUAAUAGGAAGUAUGGCAGGUUUGGCAGAGAUAAUUCACCUCUCAAGUUUCAGUGUGCGUGUGAACUCCAAGUUUAGGAGGUUUGCCAUAACAUUUACGUAAUUUUGGUCUCUUUGUAAUAAGGGAGUGUAGCGUAUAAUGCCAUUGAGACAACGUUGAGAACUUUUAAGGAAAUAAUCAGGAAUAAUAAAUAGCGCCCCCCACCCUUAUGGAGAUAGUGAUGCGUUUCCUCAAAGAGAGGAAACUUGUGUUUGCAUAACAAUCAUUAACUUAAUCAUUAACUUAUUUGAUAUUCGAAUAAAACCUUUUCCAAAAGUGCAUGACACUACCUAGCAAAGGUCUUCGUCGCAGCUGCUAUAUGUAAGUAAUACGUUGAGUACAGUUGAGUCCUUAAGUACCAGAAGAACGGCAUGAAAUUAGUUCAGUUUUAACAGUUCCAGAUGCAGCAAUCUUAAAACAUUUCUCUCCUCUUUCUUUUUCUUUCUCUUUUUUUUCAUAACAAAAUGCAUUGUGUUAUCAAAGGCUUGACUGCAGUUAAUAGUAAGUAUUGCAUUUAUGCAUUUAUUCAGUAUUGCUGUACUCAGUGACGGUUGAAAACUGACUCGUCUCCAGUCGUCCACGCUGUAGUCCACAUCUGUAGUCCUCAAUGUCGCUAGUGAAUCGGCAAGUGUAUUCAACAGCGUAGCAACAGCUGUAUACGAGAUUCCUAAUUUCUUAGCAAAAGAAUCAGAAUAACUUUUCCGUUUUUAAAGUUGAAAUGCAAAUUCGAAUCAUGAAUAUGAGAAUAUGGAUUUUUUUCUGACUUAUCUCCUCGGAAUUUGUAGCGCUUUUAAGGACAAGUUCAUUGCUUAUUGAUAAAAAUGCCCUUUAAGAUCAGUUUAUUUUUUCUCAUUCCUGCAUGAAUUUUUUUCAUUGACAUGCAAAGAGAAGACAAAUGCUGACUUAUUUUAGUACUAAAUGUGGGAAAAACACACUAACUGAAGCAGAAGUGGAAAAUUUCUACACAUCACUUGAAAUGUAAAUGAUUGAUAUUUGUAAUAAAGAAUUUUGUUUGCUUAUUGUUGGUUGUUAUUAUGAAUUGUAACCCCAUGAAGUGAGUCAAAAUGAAGUUAUGAAAUGCAUCCAUCUCCAGUUGUUUCCUCGUUAUGGAUGAGUUUUAUCGAACACAAUGUAAACUGAUGUAUUCGUGAGUUUCCCCUACGGAAAGGUUGUAAUAGGUAUAAUGAGGUAACAUGUGGCUACUAUGCCUAGAUUGCAUCAGUUUUUCAAAGGUUUCACCCUGUAGUGAAACAUUUAGCUAGAUGUUGCUUGACUCUUGGUUGCAUAAAACAGAUUGCUCCAAAGUCACAUUCGUCUAUUAAGGGUCGCCGAGUGGUACCUCCCUUGAUCACCUUGUUUCGCCCAGAUUCUCGAAAACCAAACCCCUGUGAGAUUGGUCACGUACUGGAUCCUGUUUCUAGGGAGUGCCGAAGGGUAAUCAGCAUGAAAAGGGACAUCGACAAGAAACUAACUUUACCUUUCUUUAACAGAUAUAAAGUUUCUAUCGAAUUUGAAUCUCAGUUUGGUAAAACAGAUGGGAAUCAAUCAAAAAAGUAA